AUGGAAGAUUUCGUUUCUCCAACUCAUUCUAUCUAAAUGCAUGACAAAUUUGUCACCAGAUUAGAGAAGCUCCAGAAGCUUUUUGAUAACAGUGUGCAAAGAAAAGAUUAAUAACAUAUCAUCUUAUAAUAAUUGAACAUUACAAUGCAGGAUUGGGCUGAUAUUUAGUCAUCCUACAAAGAAUUAGAGAAGGCACACAACGAAUUCAAUAUUACCAACAUUGGAAAAUAGAAAAAGAUGGAUUAAACCGAGUUAGAUAUGCUAAGGAUCAUUGUUGGGUUGUACUGCAAUGCUCAUAAUCUUCAGCCCCUUUCAAUGAAUGUUUAUGAUUGGGAUUAAGUCGGACAGAUACUAUUCAACAGACAUUGGAAGGUUUGCAGAAGUAGAUGGGUGGAGAGUCAGGCUACUUCAAUAGUAGAUCAUCCUUGGACUCGAGAAGAGGAUUCAGUUUUGAGUUAACUCUACAAUAAGUAUGCAGAACAGAACAGAAGCAAUAAAUGGAGUUUGAUAGCUAUGGAAAUGAGCAAGAUAUGCAAUUCAUCUAAUGUGAGAUUGGGUAAAUAGUGCAGAGAGAGAUGGAUAAAUAAAUUAAAUCCAUAAGUAGAGAGAGGUCCAUGGUACAAGGAGGAUGAAAUUAAAUUGUUGGUUGCUGUUCUACAAUAUGGAAAGAAAUGGUCAUAAAUUUCAAGAAGAGAUUUUGAGAAUCUGAGAACCGAGAAUUGCUUAAAAAAUAGAUUUCAUACAAUUAUUAAAAGGGAAUCUACAAAAUUUGAAUAGAACUCACAGUAAUCUAAGAAAUAGAUUUAUUCGAAAUUAAAGCUUGAGGAUGAGCAACAAUUGAUAGAACAAAUAAUACAAGAGUUGAGAGAAGAAUCCUUACUUUAACAGCAGUCUGUUGAAUGUAAUAAACUUAAAUAAAAGUUUAAACUUACUUAGACAGAUUAGCUUCUCGAUUUUCUCAACAAUAAUUUCCAAAUUGCUAUAAUUAAGAAGAAUAAACUCAGUGUAUUAUGUUGA
Molecule: messenger RNA, 1017 nt
Organism: Paramecium tetraurelia
Lineage: Eukaryota; Ciliophora; Oligohymenophorea; Peniculida; Parameciidae
Exons: 3
Biological process (GO): regulation of DNA-templated transcription
Cellular component (GO): nucleus
Molecular function (GO): DNA-binding transcription factor activity, RNA polymerase II-specific; RNA polymerase II cis-regulatory region sequence-specific DNA binding
Source: RefSeq, a predicted model, not a curated record